Molecule: messenger RNA, 3467 nt
Organism: Haliotis rufescens (red abalone)
Lineage: Eukaryota; Metazoa; Mollusca; Gastropoda; Lepetellida; Haliotidae
Exons: 8
Coding region: 13-1932 (639 amino acids)
Source: RefSeq, a predicted model, not a curated record
GUUUCAUCCAGUAUGGGUGUCAGCGGGCUCCUAACUGUCGCUCUGCAUGUUCUCGUGUUUAGAGGCGCUGCACCAUGGGUAACCAAAUGCAUAGAUCGCCUUGAAGAUAAGGUCAUCUUCAACUGCCCUGCAGAUCACGUGAUCUACCAGCCUACGAUUUUGCUUGGAUCCAGUGCAGAUGGCAGGUGCAGGUUCCAAGAUGGCGACUGUACAGGUCAAACGCUGGAGCUCCACAAGGAGAGAGCAGCAUGCUUCUGGCAAAAGUGGUGUAAACUUCGUUGGAGAAGUGACCAGCCCAUAACGCACCCAGUCAACGCCAGCUGCAGGAAUGUCAGGCCAACAUACGUCAUGUACGAUAACCCUACGUGUAUUCGGUCAGAUGAGAUCCUUGAUAUCUGUUCCCGUGAUUCACAGCUGUCACGCAUCACCAAGGGCGUCAUUCGCAGCAGCCCCAGUUACCCGGACAACUAUGCCGACAUACUGACGUCAUGCAGGCAGGAGCUGAAUUUCCGGCCUGGCCAUACCUUGGUCAUCACUGUGGACGACCUUGACACAAACGGUCAUCGUCAGGAUCAUCUAAUGAUCUCGAGUAGGGCUGGAUCAAGGGAUAAAGUGUUGUUUUACAAGCGCUCCUUGAAGUCGAAGGAGGAAAACUUCCUCAUACAAGGGGAAAGCGUCACUGUCACCUUCAACAUUUCAGCCGGUGCGCGGGCAGGACGUGGCUUCAUACUCCGAUUCGAAUAUAUGAAAGACGCAAGCACCCAACGAACAAUCAAGGACCUCGUACAGACACCUUCCGUGAAAAACUCCCAGGCUACAAACACUGCCGCCACUGUGAAAGGCUCUGUUGACAAAUGCAUCGUCAGCAGGAAAGAUUCCAUGAGUAUCGUGUGCCCUUCCGGUCACGUGGUAUUCAAACCUGAAUUGGUAGGUGGCGUAAGCAAUGGCGGAAAAUGCAUGUCUGUUCCUGGAGACUGCCAAGGCCUAACUCACACUCUCGUUACACAGCGGAAUAGAUGCUUUUGGAAGAACUCGUGUGACUUCAGCUGGACGAGAGGAGUUCCUUUGACCAUGACGAGCACGUUGAACUGUUUGGCCCAGGUUCCUAAAUACAUCUCUGUGAAAGGUUACCAGUGUAAACCCAAGGAUUCUGUUUUCGACAUGUGUGACCGAACCACACUUUUGAUCAACGCCACAGCUGGUAUCAUACGGAGUCACUCGAACUACCCAUGGCAUUAUUCUGCAGUGGAGACAACCUGUCGUAAAUAUAUCCCAGUCCACAAGACAUAUGGUUUACGUAUAUACACUGACGAAAUCGACCUUGACCCUGACACAAGACAGGAUAAUCUCCGGUUCUUCAACGCCAAGGGCGAGAUGAAGAAGGUGAUAGGGAGCCAGAAUGUGGACAUCACCGCCAAGGACGGAUGUAUCAUGCUGCAGUUUCACGUCUCCAAGAGGUCUAAGGGAGGCAAAGGUUUCAUACUAAAGUUUGAAACUGCAGUGAAGUCUAGUGGAAGCACGAGGAUGUUGCCGUCACAAACCUGCGAGGAUAUGAUGAAACUGAGUAAACAUCACCGCAAUACUGGAGUCAAGCUUCCUAGGGGACGAGGGGCGGCACGUUGCUCUGACAUGGCUGGGGGGAGGAGUCGGUGUAAGAAGAAGAUUAGAGGAAGCAGGAAAGGCAAAAAGGGCAUGUCUGUUGGCAAGUCAACGGCGAGGAAAUCUGGAGCAAACUGGCAGAAUACGGAGGGUAAAAAGACCAGAAGAGGGCGUCGCAACAGACGAGGGCGGGAUAAGAAGAGAAGGAACAGACGAAAAAAUAAGAGAGGAAGGAAGAGGAAGAGCAAAUCGAGAAGAAGACGACGACGGCCUCAUGUCCAUCGAACGUCUGUCGAUGGAACGUGGAAUGCAAUAGAUAGCUAUGCCUCGUGAACAUGUACUGUUAUCAUAGUUUACAAGGAUGUGUUCGAUGUGUCAACAGUGCUGUCAAAUCAUUUCAACCCACGUGUGUUCAGUGUGUCAUAGGUGUUGUUAAUUAUUUCAGAACAUAUGUGUUCAAUGUUGCAUCGUGUUGUCAACUCAUUGCAAACCACAAGAUGUUCACUAUUUCAAAGGUGUUGCCAAUUAAUGGUAACCGCAUCUGUUCAGAGCUUCAAUUGUGUAGUCAAUUCAUUGCAAACCACAAGAUGUUCACUUUUUCAAAGGUGCUGCCAAUUAAUGGUAACCGCAUCUGUUCAGAGCUUCAAUUGUGUAGUCAAUUCAUUGCAAACCACAAGAUGUUCACUUUUUCAAAGGUGCUGCCAAUUAAUGGUUACCGCAUCUGUUCAGAGCUUCAAUUGUGUAGUCAAUUCAGUGCAAACCACAAGAUGUUCACUAUUUCAAUAGUGUCGUCAAUGUUUCAAUUACCAAACAAUUCAUCGGCCAUCGUGACAAGUUUUUAAGCGUUCAGUUGAUUCAUGAAGGGGAAAUGACCUUAAGAUAUCCAACGCAUAGAGAAUCUCACAGUCUUCUGACAUCAAAUGUGUAUCAUAUGAUACACUCCGAGAUGAGAUCAGCCAUUCAGGUCUUAAACGCUUCGUGUAUAUUGUAGCUUCGUAAGAAAGAGAGUUUGAUUUUAUUUAUAAUCAAAUAUUCUUCAUCAGUCUUAAUGUUAAAAAUCAAUGUAUUACGUUAGAGACCACGUGUGGUCUUCAUCACCAUCUUCAAAUCAUAAAGGCAGAUCCCCGCGCAAAAGAAUAUCAAAAUGCACCUCUUUGAUAAAAUAAUAAUAAUUCGCAUUUGCCUGCUUAUCUAGUCUAUGUUAUGGCACGAUAUCAACGAAAAAUUACUAACUUACUAUUUUUAUUUAAGUACGAGUGGACAUAAAUUUAAAUCUAAAGUAUGAGCGAAAUAUAAUUUAUUUUACAAAUGGUAAAUUUGUCAGUGGGUGAAUCGGUUUCGGAAACACUGCCAGUCUGGUGAUAUGGCGAAGUCGUAUAGGACGUCACUGACGAAGGUGUUACAUGUCGCUGUGUUACAUGUAUGACGUCAUAGAUAUUGAUCCUAUUUUGCUUCGCAUUCAAAUUUAUCCGCACAAGCCAAAUUGUGUUCAGUAUUGCUACUGUUAUGUCGUCUCGUUGUUGGAAUGAAAUGAAUGAAAGAUUUUUUAGUAAAUGGUUGACACAAAUGCAUUUAUCCGGUAAUCGGACACCUGGUGUUCUGUUCACAAUAGCAAAGAUUUGUUAAUCCGUAAACUCGUUUAUCUGGACUCUUUGACGGGAAACCAUACGGAUUAACGAGGUUUCAUUAUGUAUGAAAAAUGUGUGUGUGUGUGUUUCUGUCAUGGUGCUGACUUCAUUUGCUCGAAACAUUCCGAAAAUGUGACUUUUUUUACAUUGUAUUGUGUAUUUAUUCAAUUGAAUUUUUCUGCGCUACCUUUUUUCAUUAUUGUUCAUGUUUCAAUAUGUUGAAUAAAAUGUUUAAUUUUC